AUGAAGAUUCCAUCUUCAUGGGUGAUGUUGUGCAUGAUGCUUAGUGUUUUUGUAGUUGAAGGGGAGGUGUCGGCGGUGGCUCCAGCGGUGGCGCCAGCGGCCGAGUGUUGUAAUGUGAUGGAGUUGGUUCCAUGUGCGAAUGCCUUCACCACCUCAACGCCACCCUCAGCAGAGUGCUGUGAAAGACUGAGAAAGCAACAACCACCAUGCAUUUGCCAGUACAUCACUGACCCUGCUCUUGUGGGUUUAAUCAACACUCCCAAUGCCAAGAUGGUUAGUGACAGUUGUGGCUCCCCUAUGCCUAACAAUUGCUAA
This is a messenger RNA of Sphenostylis stenocarpa, 315 nucleotides long. NCBI's taxonomy places the organism in Eukaryota, Viridiplantae, Streptophyta, Magnoliopsida, Fabales, Fabaceae. The record is from the annotation of a GenBank genome assembly.